AUGCAACAAUGGCGCGAGAAAUGCGUUGGAUUCAUCGGCGGGAAGGACAAAAGGAGUCCUGGCCCCGGGGGCAUUCGAUCCACGACCGGUUUGAGACGAGGCAAGUGCAAGUGGUUCAACGUGGCCAAGGGCUGGGGCUUCAUCACGCCCAACGACGGCGGCCAGGAUGUCUUCGUCCAUCAG
Notodromas monacha is the source of this 183-nucleotide messenger RNA. Lineage: Eukaryota; Metazoa; Arthropoda; Ostracoda; Podocopida; Cyprididae. The record is from the annotation of a GenBank genome assembly.